GCUGCUUCAUUCGAGAAGAUCUAUCAAUGUUAUCCACCAAUUUAUACUGACAAGUCAGAGCUGGAAAUAGGCAACAAAAUUAUAAUGCCCCCUUCAGCUCUUUCUCGUUUGUCAUAUCAGGAAAUUCAGUAUCCCAUGCUUUUCCAGCUAGAGAAUACCAUCACAGGUCAGAUCUCACACUGUGGAGUACUUGAAUUUGUGGCUGAGGGGGGUGUAGUUUUUAUGCCACUUUGGAUGAUGGAAAGUAUGGAUUUAGGAGUGGGAGAUACAGUCAAAUUGAAGUAUACCACUCUUCCAAAGGGGACUUAUUUUAAAUUACAGCCGCACAAAAAGAAUUUCUUAGACAUAUUCAAUCCGAAAGCUAUCUUGGAGGUUUCUCUGAGGAACUUCUCUUGUUUGACCAUAGGGGAUACCUUAAAGAUAAAUUACAAUAACACCACAUAUUGUAUAAAUAUAGUUGACAUAAAACCUGAAUGUGCCAUAAGUCUCCUUGACACAGACUUGGAGGUGGACUUCGCUAUUCCACUUGAUUACAGUGAGCCUGAAAGGCUGCCAGUAAAUCCUGCUGCUCUAUCCACUACUAUAACUAGUCAAAGAAUGGCAAGAGAAAUUCCAUCUGCAGAGCAUGUGGCAGAAUUGGACAGAAGAUUUACUGCAUUCACUGGAAUUGGAAGGCGUCUGAAUGGAAAACCUGUAUCGCCAAAAAGUCCUAGAGUUAAAUCACCAAGGUCAAGAUCCCCUUCAAGAGCUCCAAUGCGUAAAUCAGGCAAGCUUGUAUUUGGUGACAAUACCAAUCAAACCCAUGCAUAUACAAAAGAAACUGUGAAGGUGGCGGGGCAGAAAAAUGAAAAGGAAACUGAAGAAGCUGAAAAGUUCCAACCCUUCACUGGGAAAAAGUAUUCUUUAAAAGAUUGA
Messenger RNA from Cryptomeria japonica (Japanese cedar), 915 nucleotides. RefSeq lists its product as uncharacterized. Gene Ontology annotation, molecular function: polyubiquitin modification-dependent protein binding. Lineage: Eukaryota; Viridiplantae; Streptophyta; Pinopsida; Cupressales; Cupressaceae. Bases 85 to 915 code for a protein of 276 amino acids. The transcript has a single exon. Gene Ontology annotation, cellular component: VCP-NPL4-UFD1 AAA ATPase complex. The record is from RefSeq and is a predicted model, not a curated record.